Myodes glareolus (Bank vole) is the source of this 4626-nucleotide messenger RNA. It is a transcript of the gene Jak3, whose product is annotated as Janus kinase 3. Gene Ontology annotation, molecular function: non-membrane spanning protein tyrosine kinase activity; growth hormone receptor binding; ATP binding. The record is from RefSeq and is a predicted model, not a curated record. Gene Ontology annotation, biological process: cytokine-mediated signaling pathway; growth hormone receptor signaling pathway via JAK-STAT; regulation of apoptotic process. Gene Ontology annotation, cellular component: membrane; cytosol; cytoskeleton. NCBI's taxonomy places the organism in Eukaryota, Metazoa, Chordata, Mammalia, Rodentia, Cricetidae.
UAUCACACUGGCUGUCUCUUCCUGUUUUCAUUCCUGAAGUUUGUUUCCUCACUUAAUCUUCUCCUGGCCAUUUUGGUAUUGGCAGCCCAAGAGGCUUACUGGACCGCUCUGCAUGGUGUUCCAGGAACUGCGGGUGCGCGGGUCUGAGGCUCGGAGAGAGACCUCUGAGAAAAUAACUUUGGGUUCUUCAGGGGAACCGACUCCUCUGCACAGAGCAGCGCGGUUCCACCCAUGCUGCAGCCACACUGGCAACAGAUGGGUAAACGGAGGCCGGGCUCAAGCCAGUCUGGAACCUGCUAAGGAGCCUGAGGCUGUCAGGAGAGCCAGGGAUGGAGGAAGGGCUCCCACCAUCACCUGCUGUGGCCUGAGGACUUCUUUCCAGAAACCCCCAGGCUGAGUCUGAGUUCCACGGUUCGAACUCGAGCUGUGUGGCUCAGCCGUGCAGGCUCCCAUAGCUGUAGUUUUGAGCAUCAAUAGAAGGCGAGGUUUUCAGAGGAAGUGUGUGCACGCCCAGCACGGGGGUGGGGUCCCCAAGAGAAGACUCCUCUUAGCUCAUCAGGACUGGGUGGUUCAGAGGUUUUGGGUUUUCCCCCCUGUGUUUUUUGAGCAUUGCUCAGUGUCCUUUAGGAGGUUAAAGGUUGGGGGUGGAGUGGAAACCAAAGCCUGAAAUGUACAGCAGGUCCCGGCCCGGGCAGGCCCCAAGUGGCUCCAAGGACACGCGUGACAACAGCCUCGAAAGGGCUCCCUCUGUACACUCACGUCCCCAGCAACCCCCUCCCUUCCUGUUUUGUCUACUUGUCACCAGGCUCCUACCCCAGUAGGGUGGCCUCAGCUUCACAGGUUUCUAGGCUCCAACCCCGCCCCGCCCCCAGGGCGUCCUGACUUUCGGUAAAUGAGGCGGCCAGGAAGCUCAGAGGCCUCACAGGAAGGAGCGGGGACUUUCCUGUCACAGCCUGGCUGCCGCCACCUCGGCGCAGCUGCAGCCCAGGCUGGCCUUGGCCUUCUAGUGUUCUGCCUCCACCACUGGACUUUUGUGGUGGUUGUACUCAUGGCACCUCCAAGUGAGGAGACGCCUCUGAUCCCUCAGCGUUCUUGCAGCCUCUCGUCCUCAGAGGCGGGAUCCCUGCAUGUCCUCCUUCCUCCGCGGGGAUCUGGGCCUCCCCAGCGACUGUCAUUCUCUUUUGGGGACUACUUGGCAGAGGAUCUGUGUGUGCGGGCAGCCAAGGUCUGUGGAAUCCUGCCUGUGUAUCACCCGCUCUUCGCUCUGGCCACCGAGGACUUGUCUCGCUGGUUCCCCCCAAGCCACAUCUUCUCUGUGGAGGACGUGGACACUCAAGUCUUGGUCUACAGGCUCCGGUUUUAUUUCCCUGACUGGUUUGGGCUGAAGACAUGUCAUCGCUUUGGGCUGCGCAAAGAUCUGACCAGCGCCAUACUCGACUUACACGUUUUAGAACACCUCUUUGCCCAGCACCGCAGUGACCUGGUGAGUGGACGCCUCCCAAUGGGUCUCAGCCUGAAGGAGCAGGGAGAGUGUCUGAGCCUGGCCGUGCUGGACCUGGCACAGAUGGCCAGUGAGCAGGCCCAGAGGCCAGGCGAGCUGCUGAAGACCGUCAGCUACAAGGCCUGCCUGCCACCCGGCCUGCGCGACCUGAUCCAGGGUCUGAGCUUCGUGACACGAAGGCGCAUCCGCAGGACGGUGCUCCAGGCGCUGCGCCGCGUGGUCGCCUGCCAGGCCGACCGCUACUCGCUCAUGGCCAAGUACAUCCUGGACCUGGAGCGGCUGCACCCGGCGGCCGCCGCCGAGACCUUCCGCGUGGGGCUCCCGGGAACCCAGGAGGGACCAGGGCUCCUGCGCAUAGCUGGGGGCAGCGGCGUCGCCUGGAGCCCUGGGGACCAAGAGCUUUUCCAGACCUUCUGUGACUUUCCCGAAAUCGUGGACGUCAGCAUCAAGCAGGCCCCACGCGUGGGUCCGGCAGGCGAGCAUCGGCUGGUCACCGUUACCAGGAUGGACAGCCACAUCCUGAGUUCUCCCGCGCAGGAAGCAGAAUUCCCGGGGCUGCCCGAGGCGCUGUCCUUCGUGGCCCUCGUAGAUGGUUACUUCCGCCUGACCUGCGACUCCAGGCAUUUCUUCUGCAAGGAGGUAGCACCGCCAAGGCUGUUGGAAGAGGUGGCAGAGAUGUGCCACGGACCCAUCACGUCAGACUUUGCUGUGCACAAACUGAAGACCGCUGGCUCCCUCCCGGGCUCCUACAUUCUCCGCCGCAGCCCUCAGGACUAUGACAGCUUUCUUCUCACUGCCUGCGUCCAGACGCCCCUUGGCCCAGACUACAAGGGCUGCCUCAUCCGCCGGGACCCCACCGGGGCCUUCUCCCUGGUCGGCCUCAGCCAGCCUCACCGAAGCCUCCGGGAGCUCCUUGCAGCCUGCUGGCAUUCUGGCCUGAAUGUAGAUGGUGCCGCCCUGAACCUCACAUCCUGCUGCACCCCCAGACCCAAGGAAAAGUCCAAUUUGAUCGUGGUAAGAAGGGGCUGCACCCCUUCCCCAGCCCCGAGCAGCACCCCGUCCCGCUGCACACUGAUGCAGCUGAGCUUCCACACGAUCCCUGCGGACAGCCUGGAGUGGCACGAGAACCUGGGCCAUGGCUCUUUCACGAAGAUCUACCGCGGCCACCGGCGGGAGGCCGUGGAUGGCGAGACACACGAGACGGAAGUCCUCCUGAAGGUCAUGGACGCCAGACACCGGAACUGCAUGGAGUCCUUCCUAGAGGCCGCCAGCUUGAUGAGCCAAGUGUCCUACCCGCACCUCGUGCUGCUGCAUGGCGUCUGCAUGGCUGGAGACAGCAUCAUGGUGCAGGAAUUUGUCUAUCUAGGAGCAAUUGAUAUGUACCUGCGCAAGCGUGGUCAUGUGGUGCCGGCCAGCUGGAAGCUGCAGGUGGUCAAGCAGUUGGCCUAUGCCCUCAACUAUUUGGAGGACAAAGGCCUCCCUCAUGGCAACGUCUCAGCGCGGAAGGUGCUCCUGGCUCGAGAGGGGGCUGAUGGGAGUCCUCCCUUCAUCAAGCUGAGUGACCCUGGCGUCAGCCCCACAGUGCUGAGCCUAGAAAUGCUCACCGACAGGAUCCCUUGGGUGGCCCCCGAGUGUCUGCAGGAAACCCGGACUCUCGGCUUAGAGGCCGACAAGUGGGGCUUCGGCGCCACCGCGUGGGAAGUGUUCAGUGGGGGACCCGUGCACAUCACCUCGCUGGAGCCCGCCAAGAAGCUGAAAUUCUACGAAGACCGGGGGCAGCUGCCGGCCCUCAAGUGGACGGAGCUGGCGGGACUCAUCGCGCAGUGCAUGGCCUACGACCCGGGCCAGCGGCCCUCCUUCCGUGCCAUCCUCAGGGACCUCAAUGGCCUCAUUACGUCAGAUUAUGAGCUCCUCUCAGACCCGACACCCGGUAGCCUGAGUCCCCGAGAUGAGCUGUGCAGUGGCGCCCAGCUCUAUGCCUGCCAGGACCCCACCAUCUUUGAGGAGAGGCACCUUAAAUACAUCUCUCUGUUGGGCAAGGGCAACUUUGGCAACGUGGAACUGUGCCGCUAUGACCCUCUGGGGGACAAUACAGGACCCCUGGUAGCAGUGAAGCAGUUACAGCACAGCGGGCCAGACCAGGAGAGGGACUUCCAGCGGGAGAUUCAGAUCCUCAAGGCGCUGCACAGCGACUUCAUCGUCAAGUACCGGGGAGUCAGCUACGGACCAGGUCGCCAGAGCCUGCGGUUGGUGAUGGAGUACCUGCCCAGCGGUUGCCUGCGGGACUUCCUGCAGCGCCACCGCACGCGCCUGCACUCCGGCCGCCUGCUGUUGUUCGCCUGGCAGAUCUGCAAGGGCAUGGAGUACCUGGGCGCGCGGCGCUGCGUGCACCGCGACCUGGCUGCGCGAAAUAUCCUGGUGGAAAGCGAGGCGCAUGUGAAGAUCGCGGAUUUCGGCCUCGCUAAGCUGCUGCCGCUCGGAAAGGACUACUACGUGGUCCGCGAACCAGGCCAGAGCCCCAUCUUCUGGUACGCCCCAGAAUCCUUGUCUGACAACAUCUUCUCCUGCCAGUCUGACGUGUGGAGCUUCGGUGUGGUGCUGUAUGAGCUCUUCACCUUUAGCGACAAGAGCUGCAGCCCUUCGGCCGAAUUCUUGCGCAUGAUGGGGCCAGAUCGCGAUGGGCUUGCGCUGUGCCGUCUCCUAGAGCUGCUGGCAGAGGGCCGCCGCCUCCCACGGCCUCCUGCCUGCCCCACUGAGGUUCAGGAGCUCAUGCAGCUGUGCUGGGCGCCCAGCCCGCAGGACCGGCCGACCUUCAGCAUCCUGAGUCCACAGCUGGACACGCUCUGGCGUGGAAACCCCGGGUAGCAGCCGGGAAUAGAGAUGUUAAAUUAUGGGAGCCCGGGCUCUGCGCAAUUGUCACCUCUGGAAAUACUUUCCUGGCACAGCCGCCUCCUACAGAACUCCAUACACCAGAUCCUAGUACUGCUCCACCUGGGCCAGAAACUCACCCGCCCCUUCCGCCUGCAGUCUGCAGAAGUGCCUGUAUCCAUCUCCCCUGCCCUGUGGGUUCAGUGAGACUCCUUACAGGUUGGGCUCCGGAACUGUUUGGUGAAUGAAUAAAUGAA